AUGGGUGCAUCGCGCUCGGGCAAUCUUCACAGAGGCGGAUCCCUCGACCCAGAGGAAUUUCAGAUUGUAAUGAGGAAGAUCAUGCCUGAGGUAAAAGAUCAGGGGUUGGUCAAACUCUUCAUGCAGAUUGACACCAACUGUGAUGGCACUGUUGACUGGGAUGAAUUUCUCAAUUUCCUUGUGCUGGAGCAAGUAGCAAAACAUGUCAUGCUGACCCAGAGCCGGACUCUGUACUUUCCAUGUCCACUCAAGAUCGUGGGGGCCUACUAUAAGAUAAUGGCUGGUCUCCAGUUUUGCCCUCACAUUUAUGGAAUGAAGAAAAAGGGUGCAGUAGAGCAGGGAAUGGCUGAUUCCACAGCUCUCAUGCGAGGCAACUACUUCUCCAUCAGCCAAGAUGGUGUCCUCAAAUACUGGACAGAUAAUUUUGAACUGAAUCACACAGCAAAUAUUAGUCUGCCCUGUCAAGCCUCUUCUCCACAAAAGAUCUUUGUGGUUGAGAUGGUUUGUAUCAGCAACCUUGACCUGCUGGCCAUUGCCUCCACCAAACCUGACAUUGACUUCUAUGAGACCCGUACCAGGAAUUAUAACAUGGUGUUCUCCCUGAGCGGCCUGAAAGGAACAGUUGUUGCCAUGGACUACUGGUCUGAUGGGACUAAAGGCAUAUUUUCCAUUGGCGAUUCGAAUGGUUAUGUAACUGUUUUCAUCUCGUGGAAUGUGCUUGAAAAUGGGCUUUUCAACAGCAGGACCUCUGCUGUACACAAAGGCUGGUGUGAGAAAGUCCGUUUCCUGUCACUUCUUAAUGCUGUGGCCAGCUGCAGUGCUUGUGAGGAAACUGCACUGGCGCUCACAUCCAUACCAAACCUCAAUGAAAUUGAGAGCAAAUCAAAAUUUUGUCACUCAUCCUUCCGGUUUAGGAAGGGUUUGAAGUGUUUUGACUACUCUCCAGAGUUAAAUAUCUUUGCUGGUGGUGGGCGAGACUGCACAGUCUUCACUUGGGAUCCCCAUUCAUUUUCCCCAUCUUGCCUGCGGGGACACCCCACACCCAUCAGUCAUAUUGUCAUCAAUGGCCAAGACAACAGAGUCAUCAGUGUGUCAGUAGACAAGAAUGUGCGGGUGUGGGACUUGCACAGACAUGAAUGUGUGCAGAAUAUUCCCCCUAGAGAUAUUGAUCUGGGCCGUGGUCCUAUCUCCAUUGUUUGCUACAACUAUUACACCAAAACACUGAUAAUGGCCACUCAUAAGUUCGGGCUUCUCAGCCAUGACAUGGAUGGACAGCUUCACACAAAGACAUCACAUGAAAAGGGCCUGUGUGCUGCUCUCUAUAACAGCAAUUUUCAACAGGUGGUGAGUGGGUGUCACAAAGGUGUUGUGAAAGUCUGGGAUAUUGAGACAGGAAAAAAAAUUACACAGUUUCAAACAUCUCCUGAAGAAUGUGUGGAAGUGACAGCCAUGUCCUUUGACCCACCCAAACGCCGUUUGAUCACAGGCUGCUAUGAUGGGAAGAUAAGACUGUGGAACUUUAACAAUGGGGAGCUGCUGCUCACACUACCUGUGACUGAUCCGAGUGAGAUAACAGGUAUUCAGUGUAUCAAGCACAGGAUCUUUGUGUCUGGUUGGAGCAAACGUGUUGUAUGUUACUUAGAUGAAAAGGAUGGAGAGAUGACGCGAUAUAGUAUAUGGAACCAGUACCACUGUGAAGAUAUUGUCACAAUGCAUGCAUAUGGUGACAAGAUGCUUGCCACUGCCUGCCGCAACGGUGACAUCAACCUGUGGAACAUGAGAACCAGUCAAGCCACUGCCUGUGAGAGCGGACGAAUCUCCCUACGAUUCAAUGCCAGUGAGAGCCAUCGCCCACAAGAACCUAAUCAGGAUAGCCCACAUCAGACAGGAAUUGUACAAACCGAGGAGAAAAUUCCAAAACCUGGACCUGGCAGGGCAGAGAUGGAGAAGAGACCAAAAGUGGCUGUGACAAAGGUUUUGUUCCUGGGCACUAGAGAGAUAGGUGUGGACACUGCCACUUUGCUGACCAGUGACCUCAGUGGGUACAUACAUGCCUGGUCCACGCUGGAGCAAGGCGGUCUGCUGGCAAGAUUUAUUGGGGUACAUAGAGAAAACAUGGCCGUCACCUCAAUGUCAACUGAUCAGAGGGAAGAAGUACUUCUGACCGGAGACUCCUGUGGUUUUAUCACACUGUGGGACAUUGAGAAUUACUGUUACUGCAUGCAUGGGGUGGGAAAGAGGCCCCCACAGCCAGAAGACAGGCUCCACCUUGCCAGCCUCAUUCCCAGUCACUUUGAUCAAAUGAAGCCGAAACCCAGAUAUGCGGAAAUCGAAGGCUGGAAAAUCUAUCUCACCCCACCCCCUAUCCUGGGCAUAUGGCGUUGUCACCAAAGUAAUAUUGUCAGUGUGGAAUAUGUGGAAUGUUACCGUCUCAUCUUAACGGCAAGCUUAGACUUUAACGUUCGACUCUGGACGCUUACUGGUAGCUACAUAGUUCCACCAGAGGACCUCAAGAAGGGGGACUGCAGGCGGACUGUAGAGGAGAAAACGUGA
Molecule: messenger RNA, 2553 nt
Organism: Chanos chanos (milkfish)
Lineage: Eukaryota; Metazoa; Chordata; Actinopteri; Gonorynchiformes; Chanidae
Product: WD repeat-containing protein on Y chromosome-like
Exons: 20
Coding region: 1-2553 (850 amino acids)
Molecular function (GO): calcium ion binding; protein binding
Source: RefSeq, a predicted model, not a curated record